AAAAUGUUCUGGAGUACAAUGGCGAUAGAGGAGCGAGAGAUCGAUGUCAAGUUAAACUCUGAAAAUCCAAAAUUGGAAUCUAUUCUCAAUGAUGUUCAUUGCCUUCAAGAAAUAAGAAAUUCAAACGGACAGCUAAUGGACUUUCUCAAACAAGAAGAUAAUCUUCGAAAACUUAUUAUGGCGAUAAUCACUCCAGUUGAUGAGGAGGCCGAUGAGCAGCUUGUAAAAAGCGAAUAUAGAGUUAUCUCUCAAUGCUGUGAGGCUUUGUGUGUCGGAGCUAGGGAAUUUUAUCCUGAAUUUGAAAAAUACCCUCAGCUACUCGAAGAGCUUGCAGGCUUUUUGGACAAUAAUCAUGCACGCCUUAAUCCAUUAGUUGCCAGCUUUUAUAGCCGUGUGGUCGUUUGUUUUCUUUCUACUGAGCCAGAGAAGUUUUUAGAUAUACUUGAGAAAAGUAAUUUUAUUGAGAGUUGUAUGAAUGGUCUGAAGUUUUGCUCUCUUUUUGAACUUCUUUGUACUUUUAUGAAUUGUACACCCGAUCCGUCUAUCCGCGAUAGAAUUAAAAGGUGGUAUGUCGAUAAAGGUUUUCCUCAAAAGCUUUUAUGGCUUCUUUCUGCUGAACAACCAUCAUAUGUUCAUGAAAAUGGAGCUGCUUUAUGGGUAGAAUUUAUUAGAGCAUUACGCGAAGUCCAGUAUAAUGUUGAACAGACUUUUGACCCUCUCCUUGAAGCUAUACAAUCUGAGGAGAUUGUGACUAAAUUACUUUCAAUGAUGUUUCCAGUUGAUGGAGGUAAAUUCUCAGCAUCGAUUAUUUCGAAUGGAGCUUUGGUUUUAAAUGUUCUUUUAGAAACGAAUCAAAUAAGGAAUUCUCCUAGUUCUAUUCUGGCGCAAGAACUUCAGGGUGCUUCAAGCGUCAAUAACAAUUCUUUACUUGAUGGAUAUCAGAAUUGUUCAUUUAAUAGUACGGAUAAUUCGACAUCCUCAACUGGGCAAAUCUUGAUGGAUCCAAAACGAAUUGUGGAAACUCGCUGUGCUGAAUAUGCAUCUAGUAUAAUAAGUCUAAUAUUAUAUGGUCUUGAUCCUGUUAGAAAUCCAAAAAUCUAUAUUCGGCACAAUGACUCAAAUAGAAUAAUUGUUCCAGCUGAUUCUAAGGAAUCGGAGGUAAAUUUAUUUUAUUCCUUUAAAACAAGAAUAUUUAGGAUGUAAUGAUUGAUGAUUUUUGCGACGAUUUUGUUCACA
Molecule: messenger RNA, 1236 nt
Organism: Meloidogyne enterolobii
Lineage: Eukaryota; Metazoa; Nematoda; Chromadorea; Rhabditida; Meloidogynidae
Source: the annotation of a GenBank genome assembly